Melopsittacus undulatus (budgerigar) is the source of this 372-nucleotide messenger RNA. Its product is annotated as neurophysin 1. Lineage: Eukaryota; Metazoa; Chordata; Aves; Psittaciformes; Psittaculidae. The transcript has 3 exons. Gene Ontology annotation, molecular function: V1A vasopressin receptor binding; neurohypophyseal hormone activity. Gene Ontology annotation, cellular component: extracellular region; secretory granule. The record is from RefSeq and is a predicted model, not a curated record. Bases 1 to 372 code for a protein of 123 amino acids.
AUGCCCUGCAAGGCGCUCGCUGUCUGCCUCCUGGGGCUCUUGGCGCUCUCCUCCGCUUGCUACAUCCAGAACUGCCCCAUCGGGGGCAAACGCGCUGUCCUGGACAUGGAUAUCCGGAAGUGCCUGCCCUGCGGGCCCAGGAACCAGGGCCGCUGCUUCGGCCCCAACAUCUGCUGUGGGGAAGAGCUGGGCUGCUACCUGGGCACCUCGGAAACGCUGCGGUGCCAGGAGGAAACCUUCCUGCCCACCCCGUGCGAGGCAGGACACAAGCCCUGCGGCAGCGGAGGGAGCUGUGCGGCACCCGGCAUCUGCUGCGGCACUGAGGGCUGCCUGCUUGACUCAUCCUGCGACCAAGAGACGCUGUUUGCAUAG